AUGGCACGAAAUCUACGCAUUUGCAUGCUUAAUGCCGAUGCACCGGUGCCUGUUGUUGCCGCCGAGCGCGCCCCCACCUAUGGGCGUAUCUUCCACCAACUUCUUUCCUCCGCAGCUGCCAACACAAAGUCACCAGGCGCGCCCUUGAGCACUGCCAUUAAGAUCACAUCUACGGACUUCGACGUGACGAGAAACGAAUAUCCCAGCUCGAUAGCAGAGUUCGACGCUAUCAUCAUCUCUGGCUCCGCUAACUCGGCCUACGAUGAGCUGCCCUGGAUACGCAAACUCGCAAGAUGGACGAAAGAGAUAUAUGAGAAAGAGCCCAGGGUGAAGAUCUUCGGCAGCUGCUUCGGCCACCAAUUGGUGUGUCAAGCUCUACUAGGAGAUUAUGGUGUGAAGGUGGAGAAGCAUCCGGAAGGCUGGGAACUAGGGGGCAUGUACGAACCUGGUCGUGUUCUCACGUUCCAGGGUCACUUCGAGUUCGAUCGUUUCAUCAACAGUGAGACAAUCAAGUACUUCUUCCCGAAUUGGCAGCCCAAGGUCUUGGCAGAGACGCUUGAUGCUAUCGAUGCGGAUGACGAUUCUGUAGCAGCAGCUGGAGUAGUUCUGAAGUUCUUCUUGGACGACAGUGCUAGAAAGCAUGGUCAGUCACAUGCUGUCGUUGGGGGUCUACUCACGCCACCAUCAAGAGAAUGA
Alternaria conjuncta is the source of this 696-nucleotide messenger RNA. RefSeq lists its product as uncharacterized. NCBI's taxonomy places the organism in Eukaryota, Fungi, Ascomycota, Dothideomycetes, Pleosporales, Pleosporaceae. The record is from RefSeq and is a predicted model, not a curated record. Gene Ontology annotation, cellular component: nucleus; cytosol. The transcript has 2 exons. The coding region runs from base 1 to 696 and encodes 231 amino acids.